Labeo rohita (rohu) is the source of this 10436-nucleotide messenger RNA. RefSeq names its product protein shisa-7-like. The record is from RefSeq and is a predicted model, not a curated record. Gene Ontology annotation, biological process: regulation of short-term neuronal synaptic plasticity; regulation of AMPA receptor activity; regulation of transcription by RNA polymerase II. NCBI's taxonomy places the organism in Eukaryota, Metazoa, Chordata, Actinopteri, Cypriniformes, Cyprinidae. The transcript is spliced from 3 exons. Gene Ontology annotation, cellular component: AMPA glutamate receptor complex; dendritic spine membrane; postsynaptic membrane. Gene Ontology annotation, molecular function: RNA polymerase II cis-regulatory region sequence-specific DNA binding; DNA-binding transcription factor activity, RNA polymerase II-specific. Bases 4667 to 9136 code for a protein of 1489 amino acids.
GAGGGAAUGGAGAAGAUGGGUGAGGGAUAGACUGUGUGAAGAGCUGGAGGAUGGUAGAGGGACUGUGGGAGAGAGAGAGUGGGCGGAAGAGGGAGAGAAAUAACGAGAGAAGAGAGAAAAGGAGUAGGAGGAUGGUAAAGGAAUAAGAGAAACGGAUUUUGAAGUAGGGGAGAAACUAGACGAAGAGCCAAGCGGCACCAUAUUUUUACAGAUAUAUAUUGUAUAUAGUGGCAAAUUCACAAGAUAAGAUUAGAUAACAGUUAUAAGUCAGGUUUGAUAGAGCUUCGAAGUUGUCGUGCUUUUUAUGUUCAUGAAAUUGCCGCUAUAAUUAUGAUCAAAGCUGCCAUGUACAACUAUUUAUUUGCGUACAGUUUGCCUAUAAACCUACCGCAUAGCAUAUCAAUAGAGUGUAAUAUAAACUUCACAUGAUGUGACGGAAGAACUGAGAAGAACAUUUUUCAUAUCUUUAUGUCAUGUUUUUAUCCUCAGAUAUUUUACAUUACAUUACAGAUAUAGCUGCUAUGGAGCCAUAUAUUUCAGAGAACGGCUUUCAUCUUCUAUGAUGGAACUACUGGGAGACUAAUGUAAUAAUUAACGUCUGCAUAUGAGGAACCAGUUGAACACGAGUUGAGCGCUUAUCCCAACUGAUGAAUUGUAAAGCUACUUACAGUUGGACAAACGUAAUGCUGGAUCUUAUCUCUUCUUAAACCCUAAUCCACUUUCACAUAAUGAGGAAGUGCGGCAGGGUUUUCACGACGCAUGUCAAAACGAAUGACGAUGGAACAGUUUGAGGAGCAUAUCCAUAAACUCGUUAGAACUUGAGACAGAGAAAGCAAGCCUUACCAUAUCUUACCAUUGUUUCGCCUGCAUCUUAUUCAGUGUGAAUUUAACAUGGAUGUACCAAGUGAGUUUCUGUUUAAUUUGUUUUGUUGGAAUCCUGAAAAUAGUUUUAAAUCCUCAAGCUUGCCCUUCAGUACAUAACUGGAGAUCGCUUUGAACUAUCGAUGAAAGCCAUUCUGGGACACAAUUGGGCAGAAAGGCCCAGAUGAAAACCAAGAGAAAUGUCUGACAAUCAUCUUUUUUCUCCAUUUAAAAAGACUCAUUAAUGAUCAAUGGCACUUUGUUUGGAUUCUGAGCCACCACUUUCUACAAUGUCCAAGUGUUGGGAUUUGUAAGGGAGAUUUAUCUUAAGGGACGCUGGACUACCAAAAGCACAAGAAUAAUACAUUCGGUUCCUGUAACGUUAAUGCUCCUCUUAGGCAUACUGUGUAGACAUAACGGUUCACCUUAAGCUAUUAAAUAUGGAACUGAGACGAAGAAAACAACUCAAGAGUAAGGGCACUCAUCAAUGUAUGUAUACAUUAUGAUAUUCUGGCAUAAAAUUAGCGUGUGACAUGGCAGUAUCAUUAUCUCGCUCAGGUGUGGGUUGACAUUUGCAUAAAGACAAACCUCCUGGACUGCUUUUUGAAUCUCCAUGUUGAAGCCAUGUGUAUAUGCUGUUAAAAAAAAACUGAGACUCUACGAAACGUCUGAGGAUACGGGCAUGCCAAAACAGCUAACCUGUAUUUUUGCUGUUACUGAGAUAUGAACACGUCAUACCUGAUAUUGUCAUAACCAAUAACGCUUAUCAAUAUUAAGGGCUAUACAACACACAUGCGUUAGUGGUACAGAUGUUACCCACAGCUUACUCGUUAUUCAGUGAUAAUAAUCUCAUUAUUUACGAAAAGAUAUUAAUGUAGUAAGUAAAUAUUACAAUGAAAAAUGUAAAUGUGAGAUUGUUCGCAAACAAGCCAGAUUCUGAUCUCUGAGAAAUAGCGCAGGUGUCAGGAACUCAUCUUACCAAUGAAAACUAAUGAAUUUACAUUGUAAAACCACCAACUGCUCAUUUUCUUUUUUUUUUUUCUCUCAUAGACUUUAUACCUCUUGGUUAAUUUUCAGUGUAAUGAAAUUGAGCGUUAUAAGUUGCGGACUAUUUGAAUAUAUAUGCCUCCCAGUAAAAGUGUUAAGGAGUAGUUUUUUAUCACAUCAGCAUCAGGAGGAUCGGUGGUAACACAUUCAUUUAACUUUUCACUGGAACUAGUGUGUAUCUUAAUGAAUUAUGAAUACAACUUAAAGACAAUCUUCCUAACAGCUCUGUAAUACAUUGGUGUUUGUUAUUGUCAUUACUAUGACAGUUAAUAUUAUGGUUAUUGGUGAAAUUUCUUCUUGUUGUUAUGGUUAUAUUAUGAUUAUGAUGGUGAUUUUUUUCCUCUGUGGUUUUAGUGUUAACUUGUUUUAGAUAUCUUUCUCAUGAAAUUCUUUUGAAAUUAUGAGUAGAAAAUAGAAGCACAAAGUUUAAAGCCACUCAUUGUUUGCCAAUUCUUCAUGCAUUCCUAAUGAUGAGGAGUGCCUUCGAAAAUCUCUCAGUGUGAUGUCAUAUAGUAAUUGUUCUAAGCCUGCAAAUGCCAUUACUUGUUGCAGAGACAUCACAAUGGGUUUAUAAAUGAUGUCAUAGGAUGUAUGUCGUAUGUGUGUAACCGAAUGUCUUCUUUUUGUUAAGUGAAAUUUCAACUUUUUAAUGUUUCUUUCAGGGACAAUUAGAACAGAUGACUCGAUUUAGUAUUUUCUUUGUCAUAAAAAGUCUGUAGCAAUGUCUGUUUUGUAUCCACAAGCCAUAAUUAUGAAAAUGUUUAUGGAAUUUAUUCACAAGGCAUAUUACUGCAGAAAAUAACGAACAUUGGAUGUGCAAAUAAAGCCCUGAAGCAUUUUAAAAGGUUGGUAGCCUACGAUGGUUGCACACAAGCAAAGCAGGACAAUGAAGACCGAAUGAGCUCAUGUCUUGAAAUAUUUAAGCACAGUAAAUCACUUGAUGUUUACAUCUAUUUUACUAUCAUAAGAAAUGCCCUCCCACCACAUAUAUAUACAUAUUUAAAAUCUUUCCAAGAUUAAGUUUCACCUUUGUAAAAUAAAGUCAACUGAUGAAACUGUUGCCUUGAAUGUCUCAUGACACACCUAAGAGAGACAGAACAUUUAAAUUAUUCAUAAUGUCGUCAUUUACUAUAUUAUGUUUACAAUCUUAUCUUCCAUGAUGCAUCAGACUGGAAAUAAGACUAGCAAUUCCAAGGCAGCCAUUUUGAUAAGGACCAGCCUUUGAAUUUGAGCUGUCAGUAUGUAAUAAAAUGGCCACUAUAAGAGCUUCUAAGAUACAAACAUAAUGCUAAAAGAAUCCUAGAAUAAAUGGAUAGCACAUUUAGCAUAUUAUGUCAGAAUUAUAUUCGCCGCGUUGUCAUUCGCAUUUACCUCAGAAUUAGCUAUUGCGAGCUCGCUGACAUUUGACUGCACAACAACAACAACAACAACACUGAAAACACUUUAACGCUAGCUAACCGCAGCUAAAAACAAACGAACCACAUCGUUAUUAGUGACACUAUAUUUUAAGACGCUAAUAUUCGGAAUACACUAGUUUCACACGAACGCUGUCUCGACCGCAAAUAAAAAAAACAAACAUAACGGGCAGAUAACGGGGUAGCCGGAAGUGUUCCAAGGUCCGGAAACGACCAAUGUUAAAAUCUCCCACGUCACUCGCUCUUUGUAAAACACCAACAUAGACCGUCCAAAAUAUUUUAGCCGACAUCAAAAGCAAACGCAAAAUAAAAAGUUAUCGGUCGUAAUACCGUUUGAUGCAUUUUUCACAGGAUAUAAGUACGAUAAGUGCAUCUGUUUUGCAAUAUAAGGGACACUCGGUCUCAUGCUAUCGCAGCACGGUUGCAGUGGAAACAGAGUCUGCUAACUAGCUGUAGCUAGAAGGCUAACCACUGGAAAACAGCGCAGAGCUGCUGGGGUACAUGAACGAGGGGGGCAGGGUGGGAGAGAGUAUAGCAGGCCCUGUUCAUCUUGACCAGGCUAAAAGAUGGAUGCGUAGUGAGAAGAGGAGUGGCAGAAAGAAUUUUCACAGCCCUCAAGAAUGAUAGUGGAGGAUUUUGCUUCCAGCUAUGGAAAAAAUGAAAAACAUACUAUUUGAAACUUGGAAACGGAGAUGUAAGCUACUUUUGUCAGAGUGGAUUAAGAAUUAAUAGAUACUGAAUGUAAUGAAACCAGCCCAUGGGAUUUGGAGGGAUCCAUCCUACUGUGGGAUGGUCAUCAACUAAAAAAUGUAACCAAGCAAGUGGAAAUUUUUCAAUGAACUCGGACUACAUUAAGCACUUUUAGUGCACUUCCCAAAAUGUGAAAACAUAAUUGCAUCUCGUGCAAUUGUGGCAUUCUUUUACCAGUCCGUAUGUCUUUGCACUUAUGGAACGCUCAGACUGAAAUACUGAAAUCAAAGUUGAAUCAUCCAAAAUAACUGUGAUUAUAUGGAAUCCAAUGUGAAGCCAAAAGGGAGUCGAUUUUGGUCAUCUCAUAAGUGACAAAUCCAGUUGAACAACAGCUUUUUGCAGAAAUUACAAAUUCAUGGUACAAUCAAUGCAAAAAUGGCCUCGUCGACUACUUGCCCGAAGAGUGAGAAUGUGAGGGCCCGCUUUAAAUGAAGCAACACCAGUAGCAUAAGGAAAAUGUGAGGUAACACUUUUUUGAAAGUGCUUCUGCUGCCUCUGACCACAACUCAGUAGAAGAGCAUCACAGAAAUAUUGUUGCUGCUCAGAGAGCAGAAGGUGUUGCCACUGCGCACCCAUGUUUCAGUAACUGGGAGAUGUUCCAGUUUGGCAAAUACAAUGUGGACAUCAUAGAGAUGCUGAGUGGACACCAAUCCCAUCAGUUCAAAGGUCUUGGAUUAGAGCGACAACUUCAACACCAACAGCAAGUGCAGCUUCACCAACACCAGUUACAGCAGCAGCAACAGCAGCAAGGUGAGACAUCUGGGUCGAUUUUGUCUGGACUUGGCUUAGGCCCACUACAAGCAUCUAGAGGCAGUGCCUUUACAGAUUCUGCAUCAAUUUUUGCAAAAAUGAGUGCGCCUCCCCCACCUCUGCAACAGCAAUCCCUCUCUUCAUCUUCUCAAAGUUUGAGGAAAUCCAGCAAGAUGUCUGGAAGCAGUAGCAGUGGUGGAAGUCAUGUGAGUGGAUACCCCCAGUUUUUGCGCUCAUUCCACCCAACCGAGGCAACCCUUGCACAAGAGCAGUUACAUUCAGGAGUAGGGCGAUUUGAUCAUUUUGCCAGCAGUAGUGGAAGCGGAGGAACUGCAGGGGCAAUUGGAGGACUGGUUUCAUCUGUCCCACCACCACCACCCCCAUUGCAUCCUGGUUUGUCAGUACCCCAGGCCUCUCCUGGUCCUCCGUCCUCCUCCCCAUCUCCUUCAAGUUCUGUUGCAACUUCCAAUAACCCUUCCAGCAGUAGUGCAGUAACUACCUUUAGUCAUCAGUUGGCAGGAUCUCAGUCUGACGCCCGAAGCCUACAUCAACAGUUUAGCUGCAUGUUAGCCGCAAAUCAGUAUUUUCUUUCUGGAGUACCAGCCAAUUCUAGUCUAGAACAAUUUUUAGUUCAGCAAGGCAGUCAUAACCAUCUAGGUCUCGGUCUGGGCCAAACUGCAGGAGAAACGGGUUCAGCACUUGCGCCACCCCCCGCUCUUCAUUCUUCACAUGCUCAUGGUCACUCAACUACUCUAUCACAGCCACAACAGCCACCAUCACAACAGCAGCAACUACCACCUCACACUUUGUCUCACCCUCACCCUCACCCACAUCCACACCAUCCACUGCACUCCUCAUCGCAACCUUCUUCACUCGGUGGUUUUGACUUUCAAGGAAUCCCAGUGCUCUCCUCCAACCAGCUAGCAUCUUUGAUGCAGCAGGAAGCUGGUUUGCCACUUCCACUUCCUCUACAUCUGUCUUUGUCAAAAGAGGAGGGAAAAGGGGAUAGCGCUGUUGGAGGAAGUGGUGGCGGAGGAGGUGGUAGGAGAAAAAAAGCCAUGGCUGGCUACCUGCCACAGAGAAAGACUGAAAGCAGCAACAACAAUAGCAGCAGCAGUCACAACUCUACAAACCCUAACAGUAGCACUUCAGGGGGACUCAACCAGGAGAACACACCAGGCUUGGAUGGAGGUGGGGGUGUUAGUUUGUCAGGCAUUGGCGGAGACCCUUCUUCCCACCUAACCUCAUCAUCCUCUACUUCUGUUGUCUCGUCAUCCUCUUCUGCAUCCUCUUCUAUAUCAGCAUCAGUCUUGGUGACAAAUGGCUCCAAAACAGACAACCAUGGUUCCAUGCCACCUCAGUCUCAGCCUGAACAAGAACCCCUUUAUCAUUGUGGCGAGUGCGGCAAAACUUUCACACAUCUCUCUAGUCUGCGCAGGCACUUACGUAGUCACGAAUUAACCACAGCUGGCACAAGUGGCACGAGAAGUAACAUUUUAAACCCAAUUCUGCAUCCUUCCGACCCAAGUAUUCCCCACUCUACUCAAGAUAGUGCAGCCUCAUCUUCAUGUGGCAGUCCUGACAAGACUUUCCAUUGUUCCGAGUGUGGAAAAGGUUUCAAGAAAAAGGGGCACCUACUUCAACAUGGUGUCAUCCACUCUGGCGCACGGCCCUAUGCCUGCACUACUUGCAGUCGUGCUUUCAAUCGUCGUGAGUCACUCACCCGCCAUGAAAAAAUACAUGAAGAGAAACCAUUCCGCUGUCCAGCUUGCGGUCGCUGUUUUCGGGAAAGUACAUCCCUUUUGAACCAUGCAGCCUCGGGCACCUGUGGCAAGUCAGGCCGUACACCAAGACCUAAGCAUGAAAGUAAUAUAGAAAGCAAGAGCAAUAAAGCUGGGGGCUCCCAAGAUGGAAUAGCGACUAAUGCAGCGGGUUCUUACCGGAGUGAUGAUUUCAGUGAUGACUACAAGGACCAGCGCUCUCAAAGUAACUUGUAUUCUGGAACAACCGCAUGUGGUGGUGGCAGCAUGACAGGGCCUGCACUUAGGAAGGCGCCGUUAGCUCCCACUCUGCAUCCACACCCACAAAACCAAAGCCAGCCGCAUCAUCAACAGCCACAUCUCCCACUUUCAUCCCUGCUAGAGGAUUCUGAAGAUGAUGUCACUAGCUCCGUCAACAGUGCCAUUUCUGCUAUCACUGCUGCAGCUGCGAACUGUAUGAGUGGUGAUCUUGCCCAUAGUGGAGGUAGAGGGGAUGAUCGAAGGGAUAUCAUUGGAGGUUUGCUUGGAGGUCUGGGUCUAGGGCCUCUUGCCCCGCCUAGUGGUCCGUUAUCAACAUCUGGCCUGGAAAAGUCCUAUAGAGGAAGUACUAACCCAAGUGCAGUGGCCCUCAACCAGCAACCAAACCAGCAGACGCCUGGUGGAAAGCCCAAGCGCCCUCGUAAGCCCCGUAAGAAGAAGGAACCCGGUGUGAUUGGUGUUGAGCCCCCUAAAAGAAGGCAGUCCUCUCACAGACCAGGAGGGCCCGGUGGUGACGUUAGACCGUAUUUGUGCAGCGUCUGUGGUCGAGGAUUUGCAAGAAGAGAGACCUUGCGGAGACACGACAGAAUACAUACUGGAGAAAAGCCUCACCAUUGCACCGUGUGUGGCAAGUACUUCAGAGAGGCAUUUCAUCUUAGCAAGCACCACACUGUGCAUUCUGGAGAGAAGAACUACAAAUGUAUCCUGUGUGGAAAAGACUUUGGAUAUGCUCAGAGCCUUAAAAGACAUGGCAAGCUACACCAGAAAGGAGAAAUGGAAGAAGUGCCAACAACGCCAGGUGGGGAAAACCUUAACAGCUAUCCAUCCUCUGGUGGCAGCUUGAUUCAAGGGGGUCAAAGCAGCUCUUCAUCUUUCUAUUCAUACACUCAAGAUGUCAAACCACAGACAUCAACCACUCAGCCUCCUCCUAGACUGUACACAUGUGCUAUAUGCUGGAAAUCGUUCCGCCAUCACUUUCACUUAACGGCACAUCACCAAACUGUUCACGAGGGUGGUGGAGAAAAGCUAUUUUCUUGUGAAGUCUGUGGUAAGGCUUUUGCAUACUCUAACAGCCUUACCCGACACAAGCUUUCUCAGCAUGGCUUAACACGGACUGGCCAGCCAGUUGCUCAAAGGAGCACAGGGGAAGAUAACAGUGUUGGUGGUUCGAUAUCGGAAAGCGAAGCUGCUACAAAUGCUUUGCUUCAGCUUGCGCCACCUAGUGGCACACAUGUCGAACAACAUGGAGUUCUUCAUAGCCAGCAGGCUCCUCCCCAAACACAAGCUGGCUACUCCCCUCUGUUCUAUUUACCCGAUACCAAUGCUGCACACCCUUCUUCGUCUAAUGCCUCCUCUUAUUCUCAUUCUCUGCCGUCAACUUCCUCAGGGCCUCUUCUUUGUAACCAUCAGCAUCAACACACUGGGAUAAAGGGUGAACCCAUUUAUCACAGUGGUCACGGGCAUACUCUUACUCCAAACAUACCCGUGCAUUCCCUCGUGUUGCCUCCAACAGAGCCACAUCAGCAACACCACAAUUCCCAGCAGCAUUCUGCUGAGAUUCAAUCUACACAACACCACACUUUUCAAAGCCAAGAGGAGUUGAGGAGAAGGAAGAAAAAAAAAAAAAGACGGCAAGAGAGAGAGGAGAUAGGCUACAAAUGGACCCCGGCUGCAAAAGUAGAGAGAGAACAGGUGGAGGUCCCCCUUGGGGAAAGGCAGAGAAAUGAGAGAAGAAAACUUGUUAAGAGAAAAACGAGAGCAAUUCACAGGACGCAACAUAAAAUUAAGAAGCGCAUGGCCGUGCUCGUGAGGAUCAGACGUGGAAGUGGAGGUAGCGCUGUGUAUGAACUGGGCCUUCCAGGCGGACUGAAGCUUAACAGGCUUCGUUCUCUCAAAGUUCCUCUGAAGAGAAAGUCCUGUCCCCUUUGCCUUGGUGCUACCUUCUCUCAACAGGUAGCCCUCAAAGUUCACAUAGCAGCUAGACAUUGUCCCAAAGUGAGAGGCCUUCAGCAUCGUUUGAAAUGUCCAGUUUGUGGAAAACAGUCUCGCAAGUUCCUCUCAGCUCUCAUUCACAGAAGCUCCCAUUUAGCCAACAGAGCAUUUUCUUGUAAACAUUGUCCCUGUCGUUUCUGGAACGCUAUGCUGCUCACACGGCACAAGAAGGUGUGUCGAGGGACGUUGGCUAAGUUUCAAAGAGAUAGGGCUCUUUGUGUUAAAUUAGUCAUGGGAUCAACAUACAGGAGGUUUGAGUGUAAAGGGAACUCUUCAUCCUUGCAUAUGGAAUAUAGUCACUAAGUUUUGCCGUUAAACUCAUUUUCAUAUGCACCUUGAGAAGAGAAGUGUUGCGAUUUUCAUGAGAGGAACCGAGAUACCUGACUGAAUACUAAAUCUAAUGCUCAUGUAGGCAUUGACUUGUGUGUUAGGAGAGCUUUUUCUUUUCUCUUUCAUUCAUAUUAAAUUUCCUCUGGUAACUUGGACCCCUGAAAAUGAGCACCUUCAACAAACUCACAAAUGUAUCAAAGACAUUUGUUUUAAUGAAAUGCUUAGCCUACCCAUCUAUCCAAUUCCACACCGGUCUUUUAAGAGGAAACUCUUGUUCAUAUUGGCUGGCAAUAGAUGAAGUUUCAGUGAUUUGGCAAAUAUUGUACUGUGCCCUAACAGUAGGCUAUUGCUCACCUCAACAGAUGCUCUGUAGAAUUAUUCUGUCUCUGAUAUAUAUUGUGUUGUUGGUGUUCACUUAGAGCAAGUGUGGAGAUGUGAUUUUGUUCAUGUAAAAAGUGCAUUCAGUAUCAGGAUGAGAAAAAAGGGUCCUGCUAGGAAGACGAGUAUUUUAUUUUAAGGAGUAUUUAAAUUACUGCAUGUGUUGAAAGGUCAACUUGAGUGAUGAUGGUUACACGACAAAUCGAAUUGAAAAUGUAUCUUAACUCUUACUAGAGAAACCAUAAGAAAUUAAUGCGUAAUAAUAAUACAUGCUGUUUAACAAUCCCUAAUAUCAAAUGUGAGCCCUGUUUUGAUUUAUUUACUGUUCUUAAAGAAAACUACCAUUAAGAUGGUAACGCCAGCACUUAAACAGGAAAAAUCUGAUUUUUCACAUAACCAGUCAAAGGACAAAAAUGUAAUACUCACAGAUGAUUGCCCUAAAGGCAAAAAAAAAAGCCUUACCAAAUUGUGACAGUUAAAACAAUGUAGCGUCUAUGUAUAGAGCUUAAGGGAGGAAUGGAACGAAAUAUGUGUACUGUACUGUAAAUUGUGUCAAUAUUUUAUUAUGUUUUUUCUAAGCAAAAGUCAAUUAUCUUUUUAUCAUAGCUACACUUCAGGUAGUUGGAAGAGUGAUUGUAAGAGUUAUCACUUUAGAUCAGGUCUUGAUUAAGUGUAUUAAUGUGUGACACAGUCUGUCCACUUGCCAACUAUGAACGUAUCCCAUGUACUUUUCUCACCUUUUAUGUAGAGAUGCCAUACUACUUAUAGCCUCUCUUUUUCUUUAAAAGAAGAAAAGUAAUAAGUAUGUUUCUAUCACUUUAUUUACACAUGAUAAGCUGGUUGUUGAUGAUACCCAAGCAUUUAAUAAAAUUUUAAAAUGUUAUAUCCUCAUUAA